Molecule: messenger RNA, 711 nt
Organism: Blepharisma stoltei
Lineage: Eukaryota; Ciliophora; Heterotrichea; Heterotrichida; Blepharismidae
Source: the annotation of a GenBank genome assembly
AUGGAAGAAAGAAAAGGUUCAGGAAAAGCAAAAGGGGAAAGUGCUUUUGGAGGUGCUCAGCCAUCUCUUAGCGGCCUUGUUCAAAUGGGUAUCGGCCACAAAUCAAAAGAAUACGGCAGAUGGGGUCUAUAUUCCGCAAAAGCUGAAAUAGUUCUUUAUGAAUUACGCCAAGCUUUAUAUUGGCAAACAAUCGUAGAACUUUUCCUAACAUUUUUAUGCUUUCUGAUGCUCUUGACUGGAAAUGGUUUUCAGUUUAUUUUCCAUUUCGUUCAUGGCAUCAGACCCUACUUUGCUUAUCUUACAAUUCAAACUCUUCCAAAAUCCUAUAGUAUCCUUGAAGGCCUCCCAGAAGAUCUAAAACAAGUCAACCAAGACAUUCAGACGAAACUUUUUGAUGAAUUUAAAUAUUGUUCAGCACCACUUACAAAAUAUUUUAUUGUGUCUAUGUGUGGUUUGCUCCUAGAUUUGCUAACAUUGUUAUACGAUGUCAAAAAGAUGGAUGGAGAUGAACUUAGUGCAGCCUUUUUCUUGUUUGCUGCCUUUAUUUAUGUUUCUUUUGACUUAUUUUUACCUUUGUGGUAUUACACUCUUAAAUUCAGCUUCCCAGAGGAUAUUUGGGUAAAUUUAACUAAGAUAGCAAAUGGUACUUUUGAAGAAGCGACCGCUUACGUUAAAAACUCACUAGACCAAAUGCAGCAAUCACUCAAAUAA